This is a messenger RNA of Gymnodraco acuticeps, 6042 nucleotides long. RefSeq names its product itchy E3 ubiquitin protein ligase b (gene itchb). Gene Ontology annotation, molecular function: protein binding; ubiquitin protein ligase activity. The coding region runs from base 159 to 2945 and encodes 928 amino acids. The record is from RefSeq and is a predicted model, not a curated record. Gene Ontology annotation, biological process: ubiquitin-dependent protein catabolic process; protein K29-linked ubiquitination; protein K63-linked ubiquitination. Lineage: Eukaryota; Metazoa; Chordata; Actinopteri; Perciformes; Bathydraconidae. The transcript has 24 exons.
AUCACGUGACGCGAGCUUACGAAGAUGGUGGAAGUUUCUUCUUCCUUGAAGUGAAGCUCCGACUGAAUCCUAAACACCGAGGGCUAGGAGUUCACUGCAGCGUUACCAGUUUGGGUUUAUAUACUUUAAAAUAGGGCCUCCAGCCCAGCCCCUAUGUCAUGGCAAGUGGAGUCACCAAGCCGGGCCCUUCCAACGGUCACCCUAUGAAGGCACAGCUACAAAUCGUUGUGCUAUCUGCAAAGCUAAAAGAGAACAAGAAAAACUGGUUCGGCCCCAGUCCCUAUGUGGAAGUGACAGUCGACGGCCAGUCCAAGAAAACUGAGAAAUGCAACAACACCCACAGCCCCAAAUGGAAGCAGCCGCUCACUGUGAUUGUGACUCCGUUCAGCAAACUGGUGUUCCGUGUGUGGAGCCACCAGACCCUGAAGUCCGACGUGUUGCUGGGCAUGGCCACACUGAACGUCAGUGACACGCUCAAGUCUAACGAAAUGAAAAUUUCUGAGGUGGUGCAGACCUUACAGCUGUGUGCAGACAGAGACCAGUCCGAUGUGGUGGGAGACCUCUCCGUCUGCCUGGACGGAAUGACUGUCGACCCCGAGAUGUUCGCCACGGCAGAGGCCGACCAUCACAGUACAUCAAACGGGGAUUCCCAACCCAAUGGGGAUCAUGUCACAAGGCGGAGUCGAGACAGCUCCCCUGCUGUGAGCGUGGACGGUGUCGAGCACAGGUCUUCUCCCAGCGGGCGGAGGUCGGUGCACAGCGCGGGGUCUCCCUCUGUGUCCUCAGGGGGCUCGAGGCCUCUUCGACCCCCCCGGCCCUCCAGACCUCCUCCUCCAACCCCGCGCAGACCCGCCUCUUCACCAGCAUCCUCUAGUAAUGGCUCUGCAACAGCUGACGGCAGUGACUGUCAGUCGGGUUCUGACACACCGGUUCGAACCCCGGCUUCAGGACCUUCUCCGGCACCAGGACCCUCACCUGCACCAGGACCCUCACCUGCACCAGGACCCUCACCUGCCCCAGGACCCUCACCGGCCCCUGGAUCAAGUCCAUCGGCGGGCUCGGAGAGGAACUCUACAGCGGCCCCCAGCUCCGGGGCUGCUGCCCCCAGCUCCGGGGUAGCGGCCUCCAGCUCCGGGGCUGCGGCCCCCAGACAGCCGGCCAGCAGCGUCACCCCUGCUGUCACUCCGAGUGUCCCCGCUGUCAGCACCGGGCCCCUGCCCCCAGGGUGGGAGCAGAGGGUGGAUCAGAACGGCAGGGUGUAUUUUGUCGAUCACGUGGAAAAGAGAACGGCGUGGGAACGCCCUGAACCACUGCCCCCUGGCUGGGAGCGUCGUGUCGACCAGAUGGGGCGGGUCUACUUUGUCGAUCACAUGACCCGGACCACCACGUGGCAGCGCCCCACCAUGGAGACGGUGCGUAACUAUGAGCAGUGGCAGCACCAGCGCAGCCAGCUGCAGGGGGCCAUGCAGCAGUUCAACCAGAGGUUCAUAUUCGGGCUACAAGAGCAGGUCUCAGCCACUCAGAAUAAGGAGUUUGAUCCUCUCGGGCCUCUGCCACACGGAUGGGAGAAGAGAACAGACUCCACUGGCAGAGUUUAUUUUGUACAUCACCCUACGCGAGCAACACAGUGGGAGGACCCACGAACACAGGGUUUGCUGAAUGACAAGCCUCUCCCUGAGGGCUGGGAGAUGAGGUUCACUGUAGACGGUAUUCCCUACUUCGUGGACCACAACAGGAGAGCGACCACGUACAUCGACCCUCGCACUGGAAAGUCCUCACUUGAAAACGGACCUCAGAUCACCUACGUUCGAGACUUUAAAGCCAAAGUACAGUACUUCAGAUUCUGGUGCCAGCAACUGUCAAUGCCUCAACACAUCAAGAUCAGCGUAACCAGGAAAACCCUGUUUGAGGACUCCUUCCAGCAGAUUAUGAGCUUCAAUGCUCAAGAUCUACGAAGGAGACUUUGGAUCAUCUUCCCUGGAGAAGAAGGCCUUGACUACGGAGGCGUUGCCAGGGAGUGGUUCUUCCUGUUGUCCCAUGAAGUUUUGAACCCCAUGUACUGCCUGUUUGAAUAUGCCGGAAAAGAUAACUACUGUCUCCAGAUUAACCCCGCCUCCUACAUCAACCCUGACCACCUCAAGUAUUUCAAGUUCAUCGGACGCUUCAUUGCCAUGGCUCUUUUCCACGGCAAAUUCAUCGACACUGGUUUCUCACUGCCAUUCUACAAGCGCAUGCUCAACAAGCCCCUGGCCCUCAAAGACCUGGAGUCGAUCGACCCGGAGUUUUACAACUCGCUCAUGUGGAUCAAGGAUAACAACAUCGAGGAGUGCGGGCUGGAGAUGUUCUUCUCCGUGGACAAAGAGAUCCUGGGGGAAGUCUCCACCCAUGAGCUGAAGCCAGACGGAGGAGAGCUCCAGGUGACGGAGGAGAACAAGGAGGAGUACAUCAGGCUGGUAGCAGAGUGGAGGCUGUCCCGAGGGGUGGAGGAGCAGACUCAGGCUUUCUUUGAAGGCUUCAACGAGGUCCUCCCUCAGCAGUACCUGCAGUACUUCGAUGCUAAAGAGCUCGAGGUGAUGCUGUGUGGUAUGCAGGAGAUCGACCUGGCAGACUGGCAGAGAAACACCAUCUACAGACACUACGCUCGCAGCAGCAAACAGAUUGUCUGGUUCUGGCAGUUCAUAAAGGAGGCGGACAACGAGAAGAGGAUGAGGCUGCUGCAGUUUGUCACAGGAACCUGUCGCCUGCCUGUAGGAGGCUUUGCCGACCUUAUGGGAAGCAAUGGUCCCCAGAAGUUCUGUAUCGAGAAGGUGGGAAAAGAAAACUGGCUUCCCAGAAGUCACACGUGCUUCAACAGACUGGACUUGCCGCCAUACAAGAGCUACGAGCAAAUGAAGGAGAAGCUGCUGUUUGCCAUCGAGGAGACGGAAGGCUUCGGACAGGAGUGAAAGGAAUCAGGAGGCGUUUGAUAGAGGGUGCAGGACUCUGAAGGAAAACAGUGUUCAAAUCAGGGAGCCCCUUCAGAAAAAGCGGGUGUUUUCAUUCUACUCAAGCAUGCACGCACACACUCGUUUGCUACUCCUUCGGGUGCGUGUGUGAGACCGUCGCCUGCAUGCUGUUGCUACGGAGCUGGGAUUAUGGUCUUCUCUGCUCGCGGCAGGCCUCUCGAUGCUCGAUAGGUACCUGAAAAAUGUUGUAUUCUUCUGAACCUGAAGCUGCUCCCAUCUCUCAGGAUGUGCGGCAAAUUAUGCAUGGGAUCCUGAAAACGCACCCUCCAUGAAAUCUGCAGGAUUUCCCCCUCCUCACAUCAUGUAACGGCGAGCAACGGGGGGCAUCGUAGAAAUCUUAAAACCAGAAAGGGCACAGGUUCUUAAAGUAGAGUCUCGCAACGGUGACUUUGAUCGUGAUUUAAUUCCUAAAGUGUUUAUUUUAAGAUAAGAUUGAGAGGGUGUGCUUUUUCUUUAACAGGGUUGAAGGCACAAUGAGUAGGAUUUGUUCAAUUACUAUUUUUUUUGAACACAUUUAGAGUCAGCUAAACGAGGGUGACGGUGCUUGCUAGCAGAUAGAAGCUAUCCCCAGAUUCAAUUUCGUUUUGGAAGGAAGUUUAUUCUGCACGUCGUUGACAUUUUCCUGGCACUAUGUCUGCGUUGUUUUCCUAAAUCAAUGCUUACAAUCUAGCACCUUGGUCGCUACAUUUUUAUGGUAGAAGUUGCCGACAAACGGACAAAUAACGGCAAAAAGAAGAGAAAAUCCACGUCUCUGUUCCUGAUCCACACACUUCUGAAGUGAGGAUUUAGAGGAUUAAUUGUUCUACAAUCUGUACAUUUUGGAAAAAUCCUACUCGUUGUGCCCUUUCACCAAAAAGCAGACGUUGUUGCCCUAAGAUUGUUUAUCGUGUCCACAUUUAAAAUGAUGACAAACAGUGACUUUGAUCACAUCCUGAAAUCUCUCUCACUUUCACUCAUGACUUAAGUGAUUUUUUUUGUGACCAUAUAAAAUGAUUGCUAUGUCGUAGUUUAUUUUUUAAAGUGCCCCAAAUUAAUGCUUAAAUAACAGACAAUCUUGGUGCUGCAAAGAGAUUUUUGCGACAUGUCUAACAUGUGUAACUAGAUCACUUUUUUUGUGUUCUAUAGUAUUUGAUCUGUGAAUCGCUUAAUGAUUGUGAAAAGUGUUGGAGCCUCCAUUAUUUUAAAGUAGUGGGAAAUGUGGACAACAGAACUUAGACUUACCCUAGUUUUAUAGGGAAAGAGUUUGAACGCUGUGACGGGAAUGGGGAGUCUUGGAUUAUAGAGAAUUCUGGGAGUAUUUUAUAAGUUAUUCGUGUUAAAAUCAGCUUCAGAGGGUUAUUUUAAUUCACGGGGUGGGUUUGUUAAAGACAAGGUCCUGAAAAAUCUAGUGGGAAUGAAGUAUUUUAAAAUAUGUUUGAAGUACUUCAAUUAAUAUGUCAGUUUAAAUUAUUAUUUUUAGAAAGCAAGUGAAAACACCAAAUGCAAGUCAAACCAAAUCUUGUUUUUUCUUUUAGUUUAGAUCAAAUCUGAAGUGACAUUUUUAAUGCUUUCUUUGCAAAACUCCACAAGAAAUUGCAAGAAAACGCAUAUGUAGCAUUUGAAGGGGAUUGAUGAACGUAUUGCCCAACAGCCUACCACAAAAUAAACAGGAACAAUUUUAUGACAUUCUUACACAUUUUAAAUAAAACUGGAUCUCAAUAACUAUCCAGUAAUAACAGAAGUGUAUGACGGAAAGACACCUCUAGAUGUGGAACAAAACUGCAAACAUCUGUUUGGUUAGGUUGACGUCACACAUUUGAUCAGUCACAGAGAUCCAGGGAGUGCUGUGGCUCAUUUAGAGUGAGUUAAAUACACUUUAAAUAGAAAGGUUAGGGCGGCACAAUUCAUCACAUUUUUAUUAAAAUCACAAUAUGGACUAGUGCAAUAUCCAAAUUGCAGUAAGCGCAAUAAUAUACAUUUCUGUUAAGGCAACAUAUUUGAAAAUAUUCUGAAUGAAGUGAAGCUGAAAAUAUAUCCCGGCCUUAACAGUAUUCUACAGACCUAUUAAAAUGAUUGUUCAGUAUGAUCCUCUUAAAGAAACCACACCAUCCUCGUAUCACGAGCUGUUGACCAAUCACAACCGAGCCAGCCAGCUAAUCAGAGCAGGCUGGGCUCUGGUUUCAGACAGAGGGUGAAAAGAGGUGCUGCAGCACAGGCAGUAUGAGAAAACCUUUUUGAACAUUAAAGAAUUGAAACUUGUCCAGUAGAGUCACACUAUACACAUAUGGACCUGAAAUGAGCAUAAUAGGAGCCUUUUAGUGAUAAUUGUAAUACCAUUUUUAUAAUUCUUGCAAAUCAUAUCGAAAAUAUAAUUGCCAGUGGGUAUUUUUCCAAAUUGUGCAGCCCUAGCUCAGGUGGUGUUGGUGUGACAUAGCAGAGCACUUUAAAACUAAAUAUCCCUCCCUUUUCUUCUCAGCAUGUGAAUAAUCUAGUCCUGGGCUCUUUGUUUCAACUUGGUGAGAUGGUGUUUGUCAUGAGCCUUCAGGUAGCCUUAUUUCCAUUCUCAGGCAUCAGAAAUCCUUUGUUAGCAAAAUGGUCAUGGCAGAGAUGAACCGAGAGUUCUGAGAGUGCACCAGUUUGGAAAAGCUAUAUGCUGAUGACACUUCAGCAUGGAUAACAACUACUGAGACACAGUCAGUGUAAUAUAACGAAUGUAUCAUAAUGAAACGUUGCCUCAGAUUGUUACCCCUGAUGCAGAGUGAGGUUUUGAUCUGGGUCGAACACAAAUAAAAAUCCCAGGGAGUUGGCAGAUAAAUAUGUGAAUAAUCAUAAUUCACCGCCUUUUUUCCCCUCCAUGUACAACUGAAACCACUGUCACUCCUGUAUAUGAAAACAAGUUGUAAAUGGUGUCAAUAACAAAUGUUCUUUUUUAAAAAGAAAGGUUUUAAUAAGAGGUUUAUGGUAACACUAUAUUUUCUUUUCCCUGUUCAAUUGCCGAUGUACAUGAAAGAUGUGUAAUAUAGAAAUUGUCACCUUAAUAAAUUAAAUUUAAAAAAAG